CAGGAUUUGUCUGGUUCUGUAUUAUCAUGGCUGCGCCCACUCAUACUUGGUAUUUAUCAUUGUAAACAAUCCCCGUAAUAGUCCUAUUCUCUGAAGCUGGGGCGAUUUACCGGCACUAAUUUCAACACUGAUGUGAAUAUGAACACAGUGUCUUAAUUUGUUUUCUUCUAGUAAAAGUAAUGAAACCUGACCAGCAUAAGAAAAAAAGCAGUGCACAGUACAAUGCAAAACAUAAUAUUAAUAAUAAUAUUAAUAAACGAGAUUCAGGCUCAGCCUCAUCAUGUCGUAGAGGAGGGAGAGUGGGUAGACAGGGAAGAAGAGAUGAUUCUGCCCAAGUGGAGCCGGAAACCAGGGAGCAGGAUGACACUUCCGAAUUAGAAGAGGCUCCAUCUUCGUUUUCAAGACGAGGUGUUACCAGUAACUGGGACAGGUAUGAAUGCGACGUUGACACGCCAAGUGAGCAGGAACAGUGCAGGGGUGCCGACUUCCACUCAUUACUAACGACAACAGGGGGCUCAGCAGCAGAAUUUCGCUUUAAGGAUGAAAGACAAUGGGAUGCCGAGGAGAGCGAGAGCAGCAGCAGCGUUCCUGUUGGAGGCUUCAUGUCAAUCGACUGUGAUACUCUCGCUGCAGCCCUUGCAUGUAUUCCACUGCACAAGCGUCUGCACUUGGAUGAAAGCUUAUUUGAGGAGAAACAUAUUAAAGCUUUUGCAGAGGAUGCCAAGAGAUGUUCUGAAAUGUACUCACCCGCACCAUACAAACCACUACCUUUCAAUGCAGAUGAUGAGAAGCACACAAUUGCUAGCAAUGUAAUUGGUCUACUUAGCGAUGGCACAGAAUCUACAACACUAAAUAAGUUGGGUGUUGAAUCUGUUGAUAACGAGUCUCAUGGUACAUGCCAAAUUACCGGACAGCAUCUAAAAGAUGCAAAUUCAGCAGUGACUGAAGCAGAGCAAGCGGAGCUGGAUUUUUUGCUGUCGUCAACACCUAUUCCCAACUUGAGAGCAGAAGCAUCAGUGCCUGUCACAGAUUCAGUAACCAUGCUUCCUGUACAGAAUACCGACAGAAAGCUUACUAGCGACUUGCAACAGACCAGUGCAGGAACUGAAGUGGGUAGCAAGUCGGAUAAAGACGUCACAGAAAUAACCGCUGCUUUAGGGAACGUGGCGAUUCAGAAGCAAGAAGAUGAUCUAGACACCCUCCUGUCUUUGGAUUCGCAGUUGGCUCACACAGGUUCCAAGAAUGAAUGCCGUCCAGUAGGUUCAGGCUCAGGAGCAGGUGGUGUUGACCUGGAUGACUGGUUGGACAGUGUUCUAGAUAGUUGAAGUGCAUACGUCUGCUAAUAUCAACCAAUAUCUACGCUGUACAGAACCUUAAACUCUGCAAAUGUGACAAGUGAUGUAACUUGAUGAACUGCAUUAUGGUAACAAGAUGAUAUAAACAAGAGAGAAACUGUACUCCCAUUUACAUGUACAGUCCGACCUCCUUUAUCCGGCCAUCCGUUAUCCGGAAAUCUCUAUUAACCGGCCGCGAUCUCGCAGUGCAUG
Messenger RNA from Priapulus caudatus, 1547 nucleotides. Its product is annotated as cell death regulator Aven-like. The coding region runs from base 180 to 1325 and encodes 381 amino acids. Lineage: Eukaryota; Metazoa; Priapulida; Priapulimorpha; Priapulimorphida; Priapulidae. Gene Ontology annotation, biological process: negative regulation of G2/M transition of mitotic cell cycle. The record is from RefSeq and is a predicted model, not a curated record. The transcript has 5 exons.